UAUAUAAAGACACUGCGAUUAUUGAGAAUUAUAUCAAAACUCAAUUAACUUUGCUACCACAAGCAUCAACAAACAAACACACAAUCCUUUCAAGAUGUUCAAAUACUUCGCUGUUGUAUUCGCUGCUCUUUUGGCUGUUGUUGCCGCUAAACCAGGUGUAGUAGCACCAGUUGCAUACACUGCUGCCGCCUACCCAGCUGCCUACUCAGCAUACGCUGCACCAGCCCUUGCUGCAUACAGUGCUCCAGCCCUUGCUGCUUACGGAACCCCAUACGCUGCAUACUCACCUUAUUACGCCGGUUAUGGUGCUGCCUACAGAUAUUAUUAGGAAAUUCCUUCUGGACUUGGACUCAAAAAUGUACUGAUAUUUAAUACCACCAAUAUCUCUUCAAAAUUUUUAUUGUUAUUUAUAUCUGCUGUAUAUGAAUUUCAAUAAGACUUUAUUAAACUAAAUUUUAUUUUUAAA
Chrysoperla carnea is the source of this 466-nucleotide messenger RNA. RefSeq names its product pupal cuticle protein C1B-like. Bases 95 to 328 code for a protein of 77 amino acids. The record is from RefSeq and is a predicted model, not a curated record. NCBI's taxonomy places the organism in Eukaryota, Metazoa, Arthropoda, Insecta, Neuroptera, Chrysopidae. The transcript is spliced from 2 exons.